CCAACCUUCGGCUUCUCUUACUUCCUAAGAUACAAUUUUUUUCGUCCAGAAUUUUCCCCCAUAUUUUUUGGGGCUUGUAGCUAGUAAAGCAUCCUCACACAGCAUGUCUGAAUCACCCGAUGCAACAGACUCUGUUGAAGAUUUGCAUGAUGAUGGACAACUGACAAUCCGGAUUCCCAAUCCUAAAAUGUUCAUGGCCCGUCAGUCGCAGUGGAAAGGACGCAGAGGGAAGCCACGGUGUGAUCGCUGCCGGGUAAAUAACUUAAAGUGUGAUAGGGUUCUUCCAACUUGCAAUCAUUGUUCAUAUGCGAACGGAAAGGAUUGCGAAUAUACUCCUUUACCAACACCUGCUCACCGAGGAAUCCCGCGGUGUGAUCGUUGUCGUCUCAGAAAUAUGAAGUGUGACCGUAACUUGCCGGUUUGCAACCAUUGUGCGGAAGAGGAGAGUGCUACCGAGUGCAACUAUACUCCUAAGAAGAGGCAUAAAGUUCCAUCCGAUCAUGGUGUGACGCGGGAUAGGCAGAUGGCUCCAUACGGUGCUAAGACAGCAUCUUUCCUCGUCUCUGACAUGCCAUCACCAGAGGAGCAUACCGCCUUCGCGCACAAUGAUCCCAAUGAGUCUAGAGACAGCCAUAGCUUUUAUGGACAAAAUGUGGCAUCAUCAUCAUCACGGAGCUGUGGAGCAUCAGAUUCAUCCACGUCACAUGUUAGGGGUGGCUCUCAAGAGGGUGAACCUUCGCUCCAUUCGCAUUUUGGUCGAUUCACUCCUGACUACCACGGCCAAGGACGGCCCUCCGCCUCCAGUUCAGGGCCUCAAAACAAUAUUCCACGCACCCAACCUGAUAACUCAAUCUCGUUCAUUUCACAUUCCUUUCCUUCUGACCAAGGGACGGUCGUCACGAAGUCCCUCGUCGAAUCCUGGGUACAUCCGUCGUUUGCGCCUUUGCCUGAUGCGGUUUCCCACAGGAUCGGUAGCGUCAAUUCUGCCGAGAUGCCGAGUCGAGAGUCCUUUGAGGAUACCCUUGCACGGUUCCUCCACGAUUUGCCGCAGGACCUUCGUGAAACUGCUGCUUUUGCACCAAAUAUUUACGCCGCCACGUCGCAUGCGUUGUCAAAAGGCAACUUGGAAGGUCUUUCGGAUCGGCUGCGCAUGUGGUUAACAAUUCAUCAUGUACGGCUAGGAUCUGAGAAAUAUCACCUUCUAUUGAUACCACGGGACUCUUUUUUCCACCUCGAGGCGGCAGAAGAAGAAGAACUGAGGAAAGAUUAUAUUGGUCACAUAGACAACCACGGAACCACUUCUUCAAAAGUCGAUGCUGUUGAUCACGAUUUCGGUGGUUUUGAGUGGACGAGAGCUUUUGAACGCAUUCCAGUACAAACCCAGAUCUACGAUAUCCUUGUCUACGCUCAUCGAGCCCAUGGCUCGUCUUCUUCGAUGCUCUUUGAGACAAGGCGUAUGGGAAUGGCUACUAUAACCUGGCCGAUGGUCGAAAUAUUCAUUCGUCUGUGUCCCUUGUGCAACUUGCGGAGCAAGUCGGCUCACAGUGUGAAACUCGAGCCUGCUUAUCCCCCAUAGGACACGGAUCGGAUCAACCAAUGAUUGUCAUCCGUAUGGAUACAAGAUGAUGUCUAAGAUCGACAUUCGUGCGUGUAUCACGAUAUCUGGGAAGUGCAUCUUUGAGAAACUGCACAAUACUUGACUAGCAUGCAUGGCAUAGUGGAUCGCAUUUUUGGAAAUUUAAACCGUGGAUAAUGCAUGAUUAAAUCUC
Molecule: messenger RNA, 1769 nt
Organism: Suillus plorans
Lineage: Eukaryota; Fungi; Basidiomycota; Agaricomycetes; Boletales; Suillaceae
Exons: 4
Coding region: 104-1576 (490 amino acids)
Biological process (GO): regulation of DNA-templated transcription
Molecular function (GO): zinc ion binding; DNA-binding transcription factor activity, RNA polymerase II-specific
Source: RefSeq, a predicted model, not a curated record